UGUCUGGCUCAGAGUAACGGGACAGGUCCAACCUUCAGCCCCAGUAGUGAAUGGAGAUGGGUCAACAAUAACGGCUCCGUGCUUUUAUACAUUUUUCACAUUUAUACUGUGCAGGAAUUUGUUUAAAUUAUUAAUUUAGACCUCAGGUGCAGUUCGCUUUGUCUAAUUGAAAAGAGACUUCCGUCAAUUAGACAACACCGGCUUUUUGUUCCCGUCCGUCAUGGCGAUUGCGCACGUCGCCACCGAGUACGUUUUCUCCGACUUUUUGUUGAAGGACCCCUCCACGGAGAAUAAAUACAAAGGGCUGCGGCUGGAGCUGGCGGUGGAUAAGAUAGUGACGUUUUUGGCGGUGGGGCUGCCUUUGUUUCUCAUCUCCCUCGCUUUUGCUCAGGAGGUGUCAGUAGGUACCCAGAUCAGCUGUUUUGCUCCCACUAACUUCUCCUGGAGACAGGCCGCAUAUGUGGAUUCAUUUUGUUGGGCAGCAGUCCAGCAGCAGACUGACAGCUCACCACUAUGGCUGCACAAGUUCUUCCCAUACAUCCUCCUCUUACUGGCCAUCCUCAUGUACAUCCCGGCCCUGUUCUGGCGUUUCACCGCAGCUCCGCACCUCUCCUCUGACCUGAACUUCAUCAUGGAGGAGUUGGACCGCUUUUAUAAUCGGGGCAUCAAGCUGGCCAAGAAUCUGGCAUCCAUAGAUAGCAAAGAUGCCCCCGAGGACACCCACAGUGCCUUGGAUCUGACUGAGAGUUGCUUCAAAUACCCUUUAGUGGAGCAGUAUCUGAAGACCAAGCGCUUAUCUCACCGUCUCGUAGUCAAGUAUCUGUCAUGUCGAGGCCUGACUCUGCUGAUACUACUGCUGGCCUGCAUCUACCUCGGCUACUACAUCUGCCUGGCCUCCCUCACUGACGAGUUUCCCUGUGACCUGCGCACGGGGGUGCUGAAGAAUGACAGCAUGGUGCCGUCUGCAGUGCAGUGUAAGCUGGUGGCGGUGGGUGUCUUCAGGCUGCUCAGCUACAUCAACUUGGUGGUGUAUGUGCUUAUUACUCCACUGGUGGUGUACGCUACUCUUGGACCAGCUCGCCAGAGCUCCAGCUUCCUCCGGCCUUACGAGCUGCUGCCUGGCUUUGGUGCUUUGGGUGUGGAUACACCCUUCUACAACGAUCUCAGUAUCUACUUGCUGUUUCUGCAGGAGAAUCUGAGCGCACUCAAGUCAUUUAAGUGUCUGCAGGUGCUUGAGUUGCUGCAAGAGGCUGGUGAUGAGGGGUUUGACACCAUGUGCCUACUGCGAACUCUGGGUCAGGUGAAGACUGACGUGUUAGACAGUAAAAAGACGUGCUCACGCCAGAGCAUCAAAGAAACUAAUAAAGCUGAAGAAUGAUUCCUCUGGGAUCUUUCUGCUUUGUUCCUGAAUGAUCGACCUGAAGAGGAUAAGACCUAAUGUGAUGGAAGAACUGUGAGGAAAAACCUGUGGACUUACAUUUAUCUGGAUUUCUGGUGCUGUAUUGACCUACAGCAGUGUGAUCAAAAACAGAGUCAUUCUGCAGAUUGGCCAACAGAUAGUUUACCUCUCUGAUGUCUUAAUGUGAAUACUUCCACUACUUUUUGUCUAAAAUGAAAUCCAGUGUUUCUAUUUUAUUCUUUGAUACACUCUUUUCUCAGGAUCUUAAAUGCCUUUCAUUUAUAACAUAUAACAUAAGCCAUGUUCCUUGGAUGGAAAUCUGUACAUUAGCCCACAUCCUGCCCUUAAUCUUAUAAUGAGUGUUUGAACGCAGGGUUUUCAAUGUAUUUGUAGUUGAGGUGGGGUAAUACGAUGAGAGUGUGGUGGCAGUUUAUGAAAGUUUGUCCAUCCAAAGUUAAGCAAGCAUAAAAUGAACAUGAAUUGUAAAGUAUUAUAAGAGCCACUGGAGCUGCUUUGUCUGGACUGUAAAGUGUGUGAUUAGUUGUGCAUUAAUGUGCUGUUGACAGCAGCUGAUAUACUGUAUAUGCUGAAAGUAAAACAAAACCCUGAGACCUGUGCAUUUUACAUGAACAAUGAAUUAAUAUUCUUUGGGGGAAUAAAGUGUCAGUAUCAGUUGUUGUAAAAGGGAAAAUCUCUCAAGCUUUCAGGGGCCUUGUACAAUUAAAUAAUGUUGCUCUCA
This is a messenger RNA of Epinephelus lanceolatus (giant grouper), 2138 nucleotides long. Its product is annotated as pannexin-1-like. Gene Ontology annotation, cellular component: plasma membrane. Gene Ontology annotation, biological process: positive regulation of interleukin-1 production; monoatomic cation transport; cell-cell signaling. NCBI's taxonomy places the organism in Eukaryota, Metazoa, Chordata, Actinopteri, Perciformes, Serranidae. Gene Ontology annotation, molecular function: wide pore channel activity. The record is from RefSeq and is a predicted model, not a curated record.